Molecule: messenger RNA, 1477 nt
Organism: Cottoperca gobio
Lineage: Eukaryota; Metazoa; Chordata; Actinopteri; Perciformes; Bovichtidae
Product: zona pellucida sperm-binding protein 3-like
Exons: 9
Coding region: 168-1421 (417 amino acids)
Biological process (GO): binding of sperm to zona pellucida; positive regulation of acrosome reaction; egg coat formation
Cellular component (GO): extracellular matrix
Molecular function (GO): acrosin binding
Source: RefSeq, a predicted model, not a curated record
CCCUGACCGAGCCCAACUCCCCGCAACUACUGCUACUGCUGCUGCUAGUCACAUUUCGAUCCGACUGCAUCGUGAGUUUCCGAGCGAAGAGUAAAGGACGCCCGGGGUGAAAUGUCGGUCUGAAACGCUCCUACUGAACUGUGCAGUUCACUUGUUGUUGUGAAGCCAUGGUGAUGAAGUUCACUGUCGUGGGCCUUGUGGCACUGGCCUUGCUGGGUAGCUUUUGUGAUGCUCAACAGGAUGAUUACAAGCCAGCUAAACCUAGAUACCAGAAGCAAGUACCAAAACAUGAGCCCCAACAGGCAAAGCUGACAUUUGAGAAACCUCUCACCUGGACAUACCCUGAAGAACCAGAGCCUGAGCCCAAAGCCGAUGUGCCAUUCGAACCGGUACUUCCUGUACCUGUUGCAACUGUUACUGUUGAUUGCAGAGAGAGCAUCGUUCACGUGGAAGCCAAGAAGGACUUCUUUGGGAUUGGCCAGUUCAUCAACCCUGCUGACCUUACCCUGGGAAACUGUGGUGCUGUCGCAGAGGACAAUACUAUUGAAGUGUUGAUUUACGAGGCGCAACUGCACACUUGUCAUAGCACAUUAACUACAACAGAAGAUUCCCUCAUCUACACCUUCACUAUGAACUAUGAUCCCCAACCUUUGGGAACUUCUCCUGUGGUGAGGACAUCCACAGCCAUUGUAUUUGUGGAAUGCCACUACCCAAGGAGGCACAAUGUGAGCAGCCUUCCUCUUGACCCCCUGUGGAUCCCAUUCUCUGCAGUUAAGGUGUCCGAGGAAUUCUUAUACUUCACACUUACACUCAUGUUGGAUGACUGGAGUUAUGAGAGGCCUAGCUACGUGUAUUUCCUGGGAGACAUCAUAAAUAUUCAGGCUGUCGUCAGGCAGUUCUUCCACGUGCCCCUCCGUAUUUAUGUGGACAGCUGCUUUGCUAGUCUUACACCUGACCACACCUCCACGCCUAGAUAUGACUUCAUUGAGAAUAAUGGGUGUUUGGUUGAUUCUAGGAUCACAGGCUCUCCCUCUCAGUUCUUACCUCGCUCUCCAAGCACCCAGAACACGCUUCAGUUCCAGUUUGAGGCCUUCAGGUUCCAGGGUGCUGUCUCUGGACUGCUCUACAUUACAUGUCACUUGAAGGCAACAUCUUGUGCAAAACCUCUCGAUUCAGAGCAUAGAGCCUGUUACUACGCCGGCGGGUGGUUGGAGGCCAGCGGAGAGCAUGGACAUUGUGGCUCCUGUGAAUCUGGAUCAUAUGGAAAUCCAGAAAUCAGCAAACGUCUUCCCUGGAGUCCCGGUGGUAAGACUACUGAAAGGAAGAUCCGUGAUGUGUCCCAAAGUGAAAUUUCCGUUCUCGAAUGGGAAGGUGUUGUCACCCUGGGUCCCAUCCCCAUUCAAGAGAGGGCGAAGGCUUAAAUAAAGUUCCUGCCAUGUCUAUGAUCAUGAAAAUAAACAGUCUCAUUGGGUCAUAA